AUUCGCAGACGUUACGUAAAGUAUUUCCUACACCUAAUCUUGAUGAACAUUUAGAACGACUGCAGGGGGCAAAAAUGUUUACAACAUUGGACCUUGCGUCGGGUUAUUUGCAAGUACCGUUAUCAGAAUCUGCCAAAGAGAAAACUGCCUUUAUAACGCCUAGCGAGUCUGGCCAAUUUGAAAGGAUGGUGUUCGGACUAGUCAAUGCUCCAUAUGAGUUCUCUCGAUUGAUGCAACGUGUACUACAUCCACUGAAGGACAAAGUGGCCAUGUGGUACCUCGAUGAUAUUCUUGUGCCUUCUACGUCAAUACCAGAUAUGCUAAACCGAUUACAACAGGUACUAGAGGCAUUAAAAGGGGCGAAGCUAACACUAAAGUUGAGUAAGUGCUACUUUGGUUACCCGGAAGUAGCUUAUUUAGGUUUUAUGUUGUCAGAAAAGGGUGUGCGACCAGGUGAUCAAAAGAUAAUGGCAGUCAAGGCAUUUCCCAAACCAGUUAACAAACAUGAAGUUCGGAGAUGUUGUUUUUAA
This is a messenger RNA of Macrosiphum euphorbiae (potato aphid), 530 nucleotides long. The record is from the annotation of a GenBank genome assembly. Lineage: Eukaryota; Metazoa; Arthropoda; Insecta; Hemiptera; Aphididae.